GGGCGGGGCCAAGGCUGAGCUGGCGCCGGCGAAGGCGUCGGAACUCGCUGGAAGACUCGGCCCCAGGUUGCUCAACAGUUCGCAAAGUCCGGGCUCGCGGCGGCGCGGCUCCGUCUGCGCCCAGGUGGCGCAGGGGCGCGGGUGCCCCGGGUUGCUGCAUCCCGGGGCUACCAGGGACAUGCUGCGCACCCCUGCCAGAGGAUCGCGUGGCUCGACUGGUUGCGACUCGGGGGCUCUGGAACUAUAUUGAUACCCGCUCUAACUUCUGACUUUGGGGUCCCCCAGCCCUAGAGAAACGAGCGGCCCGGCUGGGGGAGCCCGGGGCAUGGUGUGACGGGGCGGUCCGCUUGGCUGCGCCCCUCACUCCAGCCGCCCGUCGUCUCUGCGCCUGCAGAAUGUAGCUGCUGUCUCCGCGCCCCCGGCCUCCAGCCGCAGUCUCCACGACCGCCGGGCUCCAGCCACCAACACUUUGUCCCUCGGGAUUCCUCCGUGAUAUCCGCGACCUUAGGAUUCCAGUCGCCGUCUCUUCGUCCCCCGGGUUCCAGUUUCGCGACCCUCGCAGUCUUUGCGUCCCCGGGACUCUAGCAGCGGUUUCCGAGACGCCCCAGGAUCCAGCCACUGUUUCCGCCCCCCUCCAACCCAGACUCCCGCCGUCGUCUCCGCGCGCCUCUAAGCCAGACUCUAGCAGCCGCUACUGCCCCCGUCUCCCGGGACCCAGCACCGUCGCCUCGUCCCCCGCUGCCCAGGCUCCAGCCGUGACUGCCGCGCUCCCCAGAUCCAGCUGUCGCGCCCGUGCCCGCGAGGGCAGCAGUACCCCGCGGCGCGCCUCGAGUCCGCCUGGGCCUCGGCGGGAUGAACGCGCAGCUGGACGGCCUGUCGGUGAGCUCGUCCUCCACCGGAUCGCUGGGCUCGGGGGCCGCGGCGGGCGGCGGCGGGGGCGCAGGGCUGCGGCUACUGUCUGCCAACGUGCGCCAGCUGCACCAGGCGCUGACCGCGCUGCUGAGCGAGGCGGAGCGGGAGCAGUUCACUCACUGCCUGAACGCGUACCACGCGCGCCGCAACGUCUUCGACCUGGUGCGCACCCUGCGCGUCCUACUGGACAGCCCGGUCAAGCGGCGCCUGCUGCCCAUGCUGCGUCUGGUCAUCCCGCGCUCCGACCAGCUGCUCUUCGACCAAUACACCGCCGAGGGCCUCUACCUGCCUGCCAACGCCCCCUACAGGCAGCCCUCCUGGGGCGGCCCCGACGGCGCGGGCCCCGGGGAAGUGCGUCUGGUGAGCUUGCGGCGCGCCAAGGCCCACGAGGGCUUGGGCUUCAGCAUUCGCGGGGGCUCGGAGCACGGCGUGGGCAUCUACGUUUCCCUGGUGGAGCCGGGUUCCCUGGCCGAGAAGGAAGGGCUGCGGGUCGGGGACCAGAUUCUGCGUGUCAACGAUAAAUCCCUGGCCCGGGUAACCCACGCCGAGGCUGUCAAGGUUCUGAAGGGCUCCAAGAAGCUGGUGCUGUCUGUAUACUCAGCUGGGCGCAUCCCUGGGGGCUAUGUCACCAACCACAUCUACACCUGGGUGGACCCGCAGGGCCGCAGCAUCUCUCCACCCUCUGGCCUGCCCCAGCCCCAUGGCAGCGCCCUGAGACAGCACGAGGGUGACCGGAGGAGUGGCCUACACCUCCUGCAAGGCGGGGAUGAGAAAAAGGUAAACUUGGUGCUGGGGGAUGGCCGGUCCCUGGGCCUCACGAUCCGCGGGGGAGCUGAGUACGGCCUCGGCAUUUACAUCACUGGCGUGGAUGCAGGCUCGGAAGCAGAGAGCAGUGGGCUCAAGGUCGGGGACCAGAUCCUGGAGGUGAACGGGCGGAGUUUUCUCAGUAUCCUGCACGAUGAGGCAGUCAAGCUGCUCAAGUCAUCUCGGCACCUCAUCCUGACGGUGAAGGACGUGGGGAGGCUGCCGCACGCGCGCACCACCGUGGACGAGACCAAAUGGAUCGCCAGUUCCCGGAUCGGGGAGAGUGCUGUGGGCUCGCCAGGGUUUCCGGGGGAUCUCAGCACAGAGGGAGCAAACAAGCCAGGAUUUUACAAAGGCCCAGCUGGCUCCCAGGUGACCCUGAGCAGCCUGGGGAACCAGACACGCGUGCUGCUGGAGGAGCAGGCCCGGCACGUGCUGAACGGGCAGGAGCGUGCCACCAUGGCCUACUACCUGGACCAGUACCGCGGCGGCAGCAUCUCCGUGGAGGCCCUCGCCACCGCCCUAUUCGAUCUGCUCAACACUCACGCCAAGUUCUCCCUCCUCUCUGAAGUGAGAGGCACCAUCUCCCCGCAAGACCUGGACCGCUUCGACCACCUGGUGCUGAGGCGGGAGAUCGAGUCCAUGAAGGCAAGGCAGCCCUCAGGCCCCGGGGCUGGGGAUACCUAUUCCACGGUUUCCUACAGUGACACAGGCUCGUCCACCGGAAGCCACGGCACCUCCACCACUGUCAGCUCGGCCAGGGAGCGGCUGCUGUGGCUUAUAGACCUGAUGGAGAACACGCUGGACCUGGAGGAAACUGGCGAGGCUGUGCAGAGCGGGGCCAAUGCCCUCCCCGACGUGUCCGUGGACGAUGUGAGAUCCCCCUCCGAGGGGCUGCCUAGCGUCAGGCCACUGCCUCCCCUGCCACCUCUGGCCCAAGGCCAGGACCGCCCGCUUGGCCAGCUGAGGAAGCCAGGGAAGGAGGACCCCGCAGCUCCUUCCUCUGCGUCUUCCCACUCGGGCAUCGUCUUCUCCGCGCCACGGAACCACAGCCCGCCCCGGGGCACCGCACCCACCCCAGGGACUUCUUCUGCCCAGGACUCUCCCUCCUCCCCCAUCUAUGCCUCUGUGUCCCCUGCCAACCCUGGAUCCAAGAGGCCACUGGACGCCCACCUGGCCCUGGUCAACCAGCACCCCAUCGGGCCCUUCCCUCGGGUCCAGUCACCGCCGCACCUGAAGAGCCCCCCCGCAGAGGUCCCAGGUGCUGGGGGGUGCCUCCUGCCACCCUCACCCUCAGACACCCCAGACCAGACGGGCACCAACCAGCACUUCGUCAUGGUGGAGGUGCACCGCCCCGACAGCGAGCCAGACGUGAAUGAAGUGCGGGCCCUGCCCCAGACGCGCACAGCCUCCACACUGUCCCAGCUCUCGGACAGUGGGCAGACGCUGAGCGAGGACAGCGGUGUGGAUGCCGGCGAGGCGGAGGCCAGUGCCCCGGGCCAAAACAGACAGACGGCAUCCACCAGGAGCAGGAGCAGCAAGGAGCCACCCAGGAGCGAGAGGACCGCAGAGGGGGGCAACAAACCGCCAGGACUCCUGGAGCCCACGUCCACCCUGGUCCGUGUGAAGAAGAGCGCGGCCACCCUGGGCAUUGCCAUUGAGGGUGGGGCCAACACACGCCAGCCGCUGCCAAGGAUCGUCACAAUUCAGCGAGGGGGCUCGGCCCACAACUGCGGGCUGCUCAAGGUGGGCCACGUGAUCCUGGAAGUGAACGGGCUGACGCUCCGAGGCAAGGAGCACCGCGAGGCUGCCCGGAUCAUCGCCGAGGCCUUCAAGACCAAGGACCGUGACUACAUCGACUUCCUGGUCACCGAGUUCAACGUGAUGCUCUAGAGGCCGGGGCUGAGGGCCUCCCACCGCUGUGUAGCUCCUGCUCCCUGUCCUUCCCCUACCCUGGCUCUUUCAGGCUCUCUGAGGGGUCCGGGGCUGGCUGGCCAGGGUGGCAGGAAGGGCACCCCCCACUCUGUCCUGACCCAUUGGACCGGAAUCAGCAGGAAAAGAGAGCCAGGCAAGGCAAACAGGUUGAGUCCGAAUCUGUGUGCUCUGCUGCCCGCUAGCCAGGCAGGACGCAGCCUGGCCCCAGAUACCUGAGCCUCUGCCUGCAGUGAGGUCACAGGGGAAUCGGAGGACGCAGCUUCCUGCUAAGGGGCAUCCUGCAGGACCUUCAGUGCCACAAAUAAGCAUCGAGACGCCCCGCUCCCACCCGUUCCUCCUGGCUCCUUAUCCUCGUGGUAUUUAUUAUUUAUUUCCCGCCCCGCACCGCGGGGACCCCAGGGCCCCAGCUUCCCGCCGCACCCCCAGCCUAUCCCAGAGGCCUUGCAGGCGACCACCAACGUUCGUGUAUUUAUAUACAGAGCUUAUGACUUUAAUUUUUCAAUAAAGAAAUCUGAACCAG
This is a messenger RNA of Chinchilla lanigera (long-tailed chinchilla), 4171 nucleotides long. RefSeq names its product deafness, autosomal recessive 31 (gene Whrn). The transcript is spliced from 13 exons. Gene Ontology annotation, biological process: auditory receptor cell stereocilium organization; sensory perception of sound. Bases 853 to 3609 code for a protein of 918 amino acids. Gene Ontology annotation, molecular function: protein binding. Gene Ontology annotation, cellular component: photoreceptor inner segment; cilium; plasma membrane. Lineage: Eukaryota; Metazoa; Chordata; Mammalia; Rodentia; Chinchillidae. The record is from RefSeq and is a predicted model, not a curated record.